Molecule: messenger RNA, 933 nt
Organism: Passer domesticus (house sparrow)
Lineage: Eukaryota; Metazoa; Chordata; Aves; Passeriformes; Passeridae
Product: olfactory receptor 14A16-like
Exons: 1
Coding region: 1-933 (310 amino acids)
Biological process (GO): G protein-coupled receptor signaling pathway
Cellular component (GO): membrane
Molecular function (GO): olfactory receptor activity; odorant binding; G protein-coupled receptor activity
Source: RefSeq, a predicted model, not a curated record
AUGUCCAACAGCAGCUCCAUCAGCCACUUCCUCCUGCUGGCAUUGGCAGACACGCGGCAGCUGCAGCUCCUGCACUUCUGCCUCUUGCUGGGCAUCUCCCUGGCUGCCCUCCUGGGCAACGGCCUCAUCAUCAGCGCCGUAGCCUGCGGCCACCACCUGCACACGCCCAUGUUCUUCUUCCUGCUCAACCUGGCCCUCAGCGACCUGGGCUCCAUCUGCACCACUGUCCCCAAAGCCAUGCACAAUUCCCUCUGGGACACCAGGAUCAUUUCCUACAUGGGAUGUGCUGCACAGCUCUUUUCCGUUCUGUUCUUCAUCUCAGCAGAAUUAAGCCUCCUGACCAUCAUGUGCUACGACCGCUACGUGUCCAUCUGCAAACCCCUGCACUACGGGACCCUCCUGGGCAGCAGAGCUUGUGCCCACAUGGCAGCAGCUGCCUGGGCCAGUGCCUUUCUCAAUGCUCUCAUGCACACAGCCAACACAUUUUCCCUGCCACUGUGCCAGGGGAAUGCCCUGGGCAAGUUCUUCUGUGAAAUCCCACACAUCUUCAAGCUCUCCUGCUCCAAAUCGUACCUUAGGGAACUAGGUCUUCUCACUGUCAGUCUGUGUCUGGUAUUUGGCUGUUUUGUGUUCAUUGUUUUCUCCUAUGUGCAGAUCUUCAGGGCUGUGCUGAGGAUCCCCUCUGAGCAGGGACGGCACAAAGCCUUUUCCACCUGCCUCCCUCACCUGGCUGUGGUCUCCCUGUUCCUCAGCACGGGCACAUUUGCUCAUCUGAAGCCCCCCUCCAUCUCCUCCCCAUCCCUGGAUCUGGUCCUGUCUUUUCUGUACUCGGUGGUGCCUCCAGCCCUGAACCCCCUCAUCUACAGCCUGAGGAACCAGGAGCUCAAGGCUGCAGUGUGGAGACUGAUGACUGGAUGCUUUCAGGAACAUUAA